AUGGUCAGCACUCGCCGCGGCUCUUACGCUCCCUCUCCGCUGCCCACCAAGGCCGGCGCAUCGUCAGAGGCUCACGCCGGCACGCUCCGCGCGCCGGGUAAGACCGGCUCAAAGCCGAGCGAGGGCGCGGCCGUGAGCGACGCUCUCUAUGCGUUUGGUGCAGUGGUGCACGCAUUCGGUGUGGUCAUCUUCAUCUUCUUCCACCCUCCAAAGGGCGAGGUGCUUUCCAAGGAGCCGGCCAAGCUCCUCGCCGGCGGGGCCGCCGCGGCGAUCUCGCUCGCAUGGGCGUUCGUGCCGGGUCUGAGGCCGGCCGGCGCCAGCGGCACGGCAGCAGCGGCACUCCGCUGCCUCAUCGCCCUUGUUCCGACGGUCGUCGCGCCGGUCGUCCUCAACAGCUCGUUCCACAUCUUUGGCUGGAAUCCCGCCGCCGUUGCCGCCGCCGCCCUCCUCGCCGACGUGAUCUGGUCCCUCGGCCUGCUCCCCGGCCUGUACAACGCCUCGCCCGAGUAUCACAACUACCAGCUCGCUGCCACGCUCGGGGCGCUGAUGUGCUGUAGCGCGGCAAACGUGGUGGUCGUCCGGCUGCGCUGGAGGGCUGCCGAGUCGCGCCCUCGCCGCCGCUCGGCGGCGUUGUCGCCCUCCUGGCAGCCUGAGAUAUGA
Messenger RNA from Emiliania huxleyi CCMP1516, 660 nucleotides. RefSeq lists its product as hypothetical. Bases 1 to 660 code for a protein of 219 amino acids. The transcript has 2 exons. The record is from RefSeq and is a predicted model, not a curated record. Lineage: Eukaryota; Haptophyta; Isochrysidales; Noelaerhabdaceae.